AUGGCUAACAUCUCCUUGGACCAAAUUAAACAAGUCGACCUCGAGAACAUUCCCGUCGAGGAGGUGUUCACGCAGUUAAAAUGUUCGAGGGACGGGUUGACGCAUGAUGAAGGCAAGAAGAGGCUCGAGAUCUUCGGCCCCAAUAAACUUGAGGAGAAAAAGGAAAGCAAGAUCCUCAAGUUUUUGGGGUUCAUGUGGAAUCCUCUUUCAUGGGUGAUGGAAGCUGCCGCCAUCAUGGCCAUUGUUUUGGCCAACGGAGGUGAUCGGCCACCAGACUGGCCGGACUUUGUGGGCAUCGUUGUCCUUCUUAUCAUCAACGCCACCGUCAGUUUUAUUGAAGAAAACAACGCCGGAAAUGCCGCAGCCGCCCUUAUGGCGAGUCUAGCCCCCAAGUGUAAGGUUUUGAGGGACGGCCGGUGGGGGGAACAAGAAGCUGCCAUUUUGGUUCCCGGAGAUCUGAUAUGCGUUAAGCUCGGAGAUAUCGUUCCGGCGGACGCUCGUCUCCUUGAAGGUGACCCUUUAAAGAUCGACCAAUCUGCUCUCACCGGCGAGUCUCUUCCGGUGACCAAGUAUCCCGGAAACGCCGUGUACUCCGGUUCCACCUGCAAGCAGGGUGAGAUUGAGGCCGUCGUCAUCGCCACCGGCAUCAAUACCUUUUUCGGGAAGGCUGCCCACCUUGUGGAGAACACCAAUACAGUUGGUCACUUCCAACAGGUUUUGACCGCCAUCGGUAACUUUUGUAUAUGCUCAAUUGCGGUCGGAAUCGUCAUCGAAGCCGUGGGGAUGUUUGUGUUUCAGCAACGAGCGUAUCGAGAUGGAAUCGAUAACUUGUUGGUCCUUCUCAUUGGCGGAAUUCCGAUCGCCAUGCCCACGGUUUUAUCUGUGACAAUGGCGAUCGGAUCUCACAGCCUUUCAAAACAAGGUGCCAUCACCAAGAGGAUGACCGCCAUCGAAGAAAUGGCAGGCAUGGAUGUUCUUUGCAGCGAUAAAACCGGCACACUCACACUUAACAAGUUAACGGUCGACAAAUCCCUCAUCGAGGUUUUCGCGAAGGAUUGCAGCAAGGACAUGGUUAUCUUGUAUGGUGCUCGAGCUUCGAGGGUCGAGAACCAGGAUGCGAUCGAUGCUUCGAUCGUCAACAUGUUGGAGGACCCCAGAGAAGCACGAGCCGGAAUCAAAGAGGUGCAUUUCUUGCCGUUUAAUCCGGUCGAAAAGCGCACUGCGAUCACCUACAUUGAUGAGAACGGCAAGUGGCAUCGAUCGAGCAAGGGUGCACCAGAGCAAAUCAUCGAGCUUUGUGACCUCAAGGGCGAAACUUUGAAGCGAGCUCAUGAAGUCAUCGACAACUUUGCUAACCGCGGUCUUAGAUCAUUGGCCGUGGCUCGUCAGACGGUGCCCGAGAAAACCAAGGAGAGUGCAGGUUCGCCGUGGGAGUUCGUCGGUUUACUUCCCCUCUUUGACCCACCGAGACAUGAUAGUGCCGAGACCAUACGAAGGGCGAUAGAGCUCGGUGUGAAUGUUAAGAUGAUCACAGGUGACCAGCUAGCCAUAGGAAAGGAAACCGCCCGGAGACUUGGCAUGGGAACCGAUAUGUACCCUUCUUCUUCACUUCUUGGCCAAAGCACAGAUGCGUCAAUCGCUUCGUUGCCCGUUGAAGAGCUCGUCGAGAAGGCCGAUGGCUUCGCCGGAGUGUUCCCAGAGCACAAGUACGAGAUCGUCAAGAAACUGCAGGAGCGGAACCACAUUUGCGGCAUGACCGGAGAUGGAGUGAAUGACGCACCUGCGCUCAAGCGGGCCGACAUCGGGAUCGCGGUGGCGGACUCUACGGACGCCGCCAGAAGUGCAUCGGACAUCGUCUUGACAGAGCCAGGGCUCAGCGUAAUCGUGAGUGCUGUUUUGACAAGCCGAGCCAUCUUCCAACGGAUGAAGAACUACACCAUCUAUGCGGUCUCUAUCACAAUCCGAAUCGUGUUGGGGUUCAUGCUCAUCGCUCUCAUUUGGGAAUUCGAUUUCUCGCCCUUUAUGAUCCUCAUCAUCGCCAUCCUUAACGACGGAACCAUCAUGACCAUCUCCAAGGACCGAGUCAAGCCGUCCCCUAGGCCCGACUCGUGGAAGCUCAACGAAAUCUUUGCCACUGGUGUAGUCCUAGGAACUUAUCUCGCGAUUGUAUCCGUUAUCUUCUUCUGGCUUAUGGCUGAGACCGACUUCUUCUCCGAUCUCUUCGGUAUUCAAACGAUCGUGGGAAAUGAUAACAUGAUUAACGCUGCGCUCUACCUUCAAGUGAGUAUCAACAGUCAGGCGCUCAUUUUCGUUACCAGGUCUCGUGGCUGGUCGUUCCUUGAACGUCCUGGUACCUUGCUUGUCGUGGCUUUCGCUAUCGCCCAAUUGUUGGCUACUCUUAUCACUGUAUAUGCAAGUUGGGGCUUUGCUAGUUUUGAAGGAAUCGGAUGGGGAUGGGCCGGAGCGAUCUGGGUGUUCAGUAUCGUUACCUACUUCCCGCUUGACGUCCUCAAGUUCACGAUUCGCUUGGCGUUGUGUCCUUAGAUUUCAUGGUCGAUAGGAACCCCGUCCCAGAUCGCAAAGCAGGCUAGGAGACGUGGCAAGG
This is a messenger RNA of Cynara cardunculus var. scolymus (artichoke), 2605 nucleotides long. Its product is annotated as ATPase 8, plasma membrane-type-like. The record is from RefSeq and is a predicted model, not a curated record. Gene Ontology annotation, molecular function: ATP hydrolysis activity; P-type proton-exporting transporter activity; ATP binding. Gene Ontology annotation, cellular component: plasma membrane. The transcript has 7 exons. NCBI's taxonomy places the organism in Eukaryota, Viridiplantae, Streptophyta, Magnoliopsida, Asterales, Asteraceae. Gene Ontology annotation, biological process: proton export across plasma membrane; regulation of intracellular pH. The coding region runs from base 1 to 2544 and encodes 847 amino acids.